Molecule: messenger RNA, 4278 nt
Organism: Rasamsonia emersonii CBS 393.64
Lineage: Eukaryota; Fungi; Ascomycota; Eurotiomycetes; Eurotiales; Trichocomaceae
Product: L-aminoadipate-semialdehyde dehydrogenase
Exons: 4
Coding region: 1-4278 (1425 amino acids)
Biological process (GO): L-lysine biosynthetic process
Molecular function (GO): L-aminoadipate-semialdehyde dehydrogenase [NAD(P)+] activity; phosphopantetheine binding
Source: RefSeq, a predicted model, not a curated record
AUGGGUCUCAACGCUAGCCCCGCGCAAGAGCGACUCGAGAGAUGGGCUCAACGACUCGAGAACCUCACCGUCUCGCCGCUGACACGAGAUUAUCCCGAAACCAAUGUGCCCGAAGCGGGCAAGAGACCAAUUGAGGCUUUCGAGUCAUUGAAGCUGACCCCGGAUGCUCUGGCGGCUGUACAGAAGCUCUCUGAAACUUCAGGAUCGGCCUUUCUGGUUUUCUUGACCGCCUUCGUCGUCUUGGUCGCCCGUCUGACCGGGGAUGAGGAUAUUGCAAUUGGAACAAGCUCCGCGGACGAUGGUCGUCCAUUUGUCCUCCGAGUUCAACUGGAAGCCAGUGAGACAUUUAGCCAGCUCCAGGACAAAGUGGAAAAGGCCUUUACAGAAGGAGCAGCAGAUAUUGUGCCUCUACGAAACCUGCGAUCCUACCUCCAGGAGAAAUCCAAGUCGGAACGAGCACCGGUCCUCUUCCGCUUCGCCGCCUAUGAUGCUCCCGCAGCCUCCCAAGAGUAUCCUGCGAACACCUUCGAGACGACCGAUCUCGUGAUCAAUAUUGCUGUCUCUUCUCAGUCGACGACGGACACGCACCUUGGAGCCUAUUACAAUCAGCGUCUGUUCUCCAGUGCCCGGAUUGGUAUCAUACUGAAGCAACUGGGCCGUCUUGUCCAGAAUGCUGCUUCUAACCCUAAUGAGGCCAUUGGUCGAAUUGAUUUUAUGACGGAGGAACAGAAGGCCAUCCUGCCCGAUCCGACAACGAACCUGAAUUGGUCCCGGUACCCCGGAGCCAUCCAUGAAAUCUUCUCUCGGAAUGCUGAGGCACAUCCAGAGAAGCUCUGCGUGGUGGAGACCGGCUCCAAAACCUCCCCUUACCGCGAGUUCACCUACCGGCAGAUCAACGAAGCGUCCAACCUGUUGGGCCAUUAUCUAGUCCAAUCGGGAAUUCAGAGGGGAGAAGUGGUCAUGGUGUACGCCCACCGCGGUGUGGAUCUGGUGGUUGCAGUCAUGGGUAUUCUCAAAGCGGGUGCUGCUUUCUCCGUGAUCGAUCCCGCUUAUCCUCCCGAGCGGCAGAACAUCUAUCUGGACGUUGCUCGCCCGAGGGCUCUUGUUAUUAUUGAGAAGGCGACUCAAGAAGCCGGGGAGUUGUCUGAACAGGUCCGUUCAUUCAUUGCAGAGAAUCUGCAGCUCCGCACGGAGAUCCCAGCCCUUGCGCUUCGUGAUGAUGGCAGCCUGGUGGGAGGAACUGUCAAUGGUGAGGAUGUCUUCGCCAAGCAGCUUCACCUCAAAUCGCGACCCGUGGGCGUCGUUGUCGGGCCUGACUCGACUCCUACCCUCUCCUUCACGUCCGGUUCGGAGGGUCGGCCAAAGGGUGUGCGGGGUCGUCACUUCUCUCUGGCUUACUAUUUCCCCUGGAUGGCCAAGACCUUUCAUCUCACUGCCGAUGAUAAGUUUACCAUGCUGAGUGGCAUAUCUCAUGAUCCGAUUCAGAGAGAUAUCUUCACACCCCUAUUCCUAGGUGCGCAACUGUUGGUGCCAUCUCGGGAUGACAUCCAGAACGAAAAGCUCGCUGAAUGGAUGCGUAAAUAUGGAGCGACUGUCACCCACCUUACGCCCGCCAUGGGACAAAUCCUGGUAGGCGGUGCGACUGCACAGUUCCCUGCGCUUCAUCAUGCCUUCUUCGUGGGGGAUAUCCUCAUCAAGAGAGACUGUCGGUCGUUGCAAUCGAUUGCCCCCAAUGUGAAUAUUGUCAACAUGUACGGCACGACGGAGACGCAGCGCGCCGUUAGUUAUUACGAAAUCCCCAGCUAUUCCAGUCAGGAAGGAUACUUGGAUAGCAUGAAGGAUAUCAUCCCUGCCGGUCGCGGAAUGGUCGAUGUACAACUGCUCGUUGUCAAUCGGUUCGACCCCACUCGCCUCUGUGCCAUUGGAGAAGUAGGCGAAAUCUACGUCCGUGCAGGUGGUCUGGCGGAGGGAUACCUCGGAUCUCCAGAACUGAAUCAGAAGAAAUUCCUCCAGAACUGGUUUGUCGACCCCCAGAAGUGGGUGGAUGAAGAAAAAGCUCAGAACCAGUCCAACGACGAGCCUUGGAGGGAAUUCUAUCUUGGACCCAGAGACCGAUUGUACCGGAGCGGAGAUCUUGGCCGGUAUACCCCGACAGGAGAUGUGGAAUGUUCUGGUCGGGCAGAUGACCAGGUCAAGAUUCGUGGUUUCAGAAUUGAGCUUGGUGAGAUCAACACCCACCUGUCUCGCCAUCCCCUGGUGCGGGAGAACGUCACAUUGGUGCGCAGAGACAAAUUCGAGGAGCAGAUCUUGGUCAGCUACAUCGUUCCAGCGAUGGAAAAGUGGCAUGCAUGGUUACAAGAAAGAGGACUCACCGAUGACGAGUCGGCUGAAGGCAUGGUUGGCAUGCUUAGGCGAUUCCGACCUCUUCGGGAUGACGUGCGGGAGUACCUUCGUACCAAGCUGCCUUCCUAUGCGGUCCCGUCUGUCAUCAUCCCUCUCAAGAGGAUGCCUCUCAAUCCGAAUGGCAAGAUCGAUAAACCUCAACUGCCUUUCCCAGACACAACAGAGCUGAGCGCUGCUGCUCCUCGACGCAGAUCAUCGGCCUUCAAAGCCCUUUCCGAAACUGAACAGGCGAUCGCUCAGAUUUGGGCCAAGCUCAUUCCGAACGUCACGACGCGCAUGAUUGGGCCAGAUGACUCUUUCUUUGAUCUUGGAGGCCAUAGUAUCCUUGCCCAGCAGAUGUUUUUCGAGGUGAGGCGGAAGUGGAGAGGCAUCGAUAUCAGCAUGAACGCAAUCUUCCGCAGCCCAACCCUGAAGGGCUUUGCCUCGGAGAUUGAUCGAUUGAUUGAAUUCGAAUCCUUCACCGACAACCAAGGACAGGAAGCUGCCAAUGGCACAUCUCCUGCAGCUCCCCAACUCGACGACGAAUAUUCCAAGGAUGCAAGGAAACUGGUGGAAAGUUUACCAGCAAGCUUUGCUGCCCCUACGAGCUCUGUGCUAUCUGAUCAGACGACAGUCUUCCUCACCGGAGCCACUGGAUUCCUUGGCGCUCAUAUCCUCCGCGAACUCUUGUCCCGUCAGAACCCAUCUGUCAAGGUCGUGGCUCACGUGCGAGCGAAGUCUGAAGAGCAGGCGCUUGACCGAAUCCGAUCCAGCUGCCAAGCAUAUGGGUUCUGGGAUCCGUCCUGGACAGACCGUCUUCAGUGCGUGCGAGGUAACCUGGGAGACCCACAAUUGGGUCUCUCUAAUGAGAUGUGGGAGAAGCUGUCACAGACUGUUGAUGUGGUCAUUCACAACGGAGCUCUGGUCCAUUGGGUGUAUCCUUACGCUAAUCUGAAGCCUGCAAAUGUGCUCGGUACUAUUGAUGCUCUGAAACUCUGUGCCAGUGGCAAGCCAAAGCAGUUUGCUUUCGUCAGUUCCACUAGCGUCCUCGACAACGACCACUACGUUCAGGAGUCGGAGCGGAUCGUUGCAGCCGGGGGCGCUGGCAUCAGCGAGGCAGACGAUCUGGAAGGGAGCAGCUCUGGCCUCGGUACCGGUUACGGUCAGAGUAAGUGGGUUGGCGAAUACUUGGUCAAGGAAGCAGGCCGGAGAGGAUUGCGAGGAACCAUUAUUCGGCCAGGAUAUGUCACGGGUGAUUCGACUACUGGGACCACCAACACGGAUGACUUCCUUAUCCGAAUGCUGAAAGGAUGCAUUCAGCUGUCGGCACGCCCGAACAUCAACAACACGGUCAAUAUGGUUCCAGUCGACCAUGUCGCCAGAGUUAUCAUUGCCUCCGCGUUCCAUCCUCCGACGACACCUCUAGGGGUUGCCCAAGUCACGAGCCACCCCCGACUCCGGUUCAAUCAGUUCUUGGGCACUCUCCAGACAUAUGGAUACGACGUCCCUCAAAUCGAUUACGUGCCAUGGGCAAGGGCUCUGGAGAAAUAUGUCAACGAGGGUCACAACGACAAAGAGUCUCAGAAUGCACUGAUGCCUCUUUACCACUUUGUCACCGCAGACUUACCAACCAACACCAAAGCGCCCGAACUGGACGACACCAAUGCCGCGGCUGCUCUCCGGGCAGACGCCUCCUGGUCGGGCAUCGACGCCUCGGCCGGCUCCGGCGUGACAGAAGACCUGAUGGGCCUGUAUCUGGCUUAUCUGGUAUCGAUCGGAUUCCUGCCGCCGCCACCUCAGGCCGACACUGCUCCCAGAAAGCUGCCUGCGAUAACAAUCACCGAGGAACAGAAGAAGACACUCGCGAAUAUCGGCGGCCGUGGUGGCGCAGCUUGA